CACCCGAUUCCUCUUCUCAUCUCAGGCUGCUCUGUUUGAUUUUUCAGGGACAGAAACUAUCUGUGGAUAGUGAGAUGACUUUCUUCAUGUCAUUCGGCAAACCGGCAAGUGCAGGUUCCGGGGGUGGGGGUGGGGGUGGGGCAACCCAGGAAGGAUCCACCUGUAUGGCCCCCUAUUUGCACCCCACCCCACAUACUAUGGGCAAACCCCUCUGGGCUAGUGGGGAGUUACUGGGCUAAGGCCCCCCCGCCCCCCACCACGGGGCUGGUGAUGAGACAGGCGCCCGGGUCCACUCUUCACACGAGGGGCAGCCCGGCCGCCCCCAGACGAUGGCAUUGCCCACCACUGUCGGGCCCCUGGGCACUCACCGCGCCACGAGCCCGGGUGGGUGGGAACUCGGUAAGAAGCUUAGCAGCUCCAUCCAGAUGCGAAUUGUCCCUCCCACACUUCCCGGGCUGCAGGGGCCUCCAUUAGAGCCCCCGAGGAGUCAGAAUCCACACCUCCGCAAAUGGGCCCGCUUUCCCAAGGCCCCCCCCUGCCCAGGCCUUCCCUGGGCUCUGUGGGUUUUGACACCUCUCUGCAACCUGGCAGGGGGGCACCUCUCACCUUUGGUCCGGAUAAAAGCUCAGGCCUGGAGGUGGCCGGCCCAGCCUCCCAGAGCCCGCAGCAGCCGCGGCCAUGGCCCAGUCCCCUCCUCUGCACAGCCUCCUGGGCCAAGACCACUGGAUCUUCCCCCAGGGUUGGGGCUGGGCCGGCCACCCGGACUCCACGUCCCCUGCCUCCUCCUCGGACUCGUCGGGCUCCUGCCCCUGCGACGGCUCCCGCGGCCCCUCGCAGCCCGCGCCCCAGGCCCGCGGCGCCCGCGCCGCAGAGGCCGCCCCGACGGCGCCCGGACGAGCCCGCAGCGGAGCCGCCGCCGCCGGGCAGCGGCAGAGCGCCAGCGAGCGCGAGAAGCUGCGCAUGCGCACGCUCGCCCGCGCCCUGCACGAGCUGCGCCGCUUUCUGCCGCCGUCCGUGGCGCCCGCCGGCCAGAGCCUCACCAAGAUCGAGACGCUGCGCCUGGCCAUCCGCUACAUCGGCCACCUGUCGGCGGUGCUGGGCCUCAGCGAGGAGAGCCUGCAGCGCCGGCGCCGGCGGCGCAGCGACGCGGCGGUGCCUCGGGGCUGCCCGCUCUGCCCCGACGGCGGCCCCGCGCAGACGCAGACGCAGACGCAGGUGCAGGCGCGCGCCCCGGCGCUGGGCUCAGCCGCCAGCCCCUCCGCGUCCUGGGGGUCCCCGCCGGCGUGUCCCGAAGCACUAGCGGCCCCCGAGCGUCUGGGGAGCAGGAUACCUGACAUGGGUCCCUGGGUUACACCCCCUUACCACCCUGGGAUGCAGUCGCCCCCGCAACUGUCCCGAGGGAGAGGCCCCGACGGGGCCCUUUGGACACCGCCCCAGGGCUGUUCAGGAACGCAGACGUCCCCAGAGUCCAGGAACCAGGCUACACCCUGGACGCCUUCCCCCGCGGCCCCUGAGCUGGCUGUAAUAUACCAGGGUAUCUCUGUGUCUCCAGAGUCCUGUCUGUUGCCAGAAACGCCACCCCUCCUGUCCCGCCCAGCAUGCCAGAGACUCCAGCCUCAGACCGAGUGGGGUGGCUGGAGCCAUAGUGCAGAGAUGCUCCCCGGUUCAGAAGACCAGAGACCAGGCCCUGCCUUCCAGCUCGGUGAUGAGAGCCCUUCCCAGAGCUCAGGCGUGCAGCUCAGUGGCUGCCCUGAACUUUGGCAAGAAGAUUUGGAGGGGGCCCACCUGGGCAUCUUCUACUAAAGGCCUUGUGCUGUCCCCUUGUCGGCCAGGAGUCAGGCCUCCAGGGUGGGCUGCCCUCCAUCUGCUGCCUCUGAGGUCUUCAAGGUUUUUUUGUUUUUGCUUUUUUUUAAACCAAGCACCUCUUUUCCAAGGGAUGUCUUUUAUGGAAGCAGUGUUUGAAACAGAUCGUGGGUGGCUUCCUUGGCUGGAGUCAGGGCUGGGGCAGGGCCCUCCAUUCCUAGAACCCCCCCCCCCCCCACCCCGAAUGCCCGGUGCUCUACAGAGCACCGCCUGACCUACAGGAAGGUGGUAGCUGCUUGAGCACAGACUCGGCCAGCUGGGACUGGUGGGGGAGUGGGUUGUGGCUGGGGGUGGGGGGGGGGGGUGGGAGAAGCCUGUAUGCUUAGAUUUUGUGCUUCUUAAAAAAACAACACAAAUUUUGGUGUGGUCUCUUUUUCUUCUGUCAACCUCGGUUCUUAUUGCCUUAUUGGGAAAAGGAAGAAUGUUCCCAUCCUGCGGGGAGCAGUCAUUCUGUUCUUCCCCUCCCCGGGUCUAGGCCCCCUGAGGUUGGUGUGUGCCCUCACUUGCCACUUGGACAGUCUUUACUGUGCAAGAGCUCCACCUGGCCUGCUGUGCAAGGUGACUCGGGCGGGUUAACGUUUGGGCCCGUUCACCUGCCUCAGCCCCGCCGCUGUCACCUUUGCCAUUCUCCUGGGUGCCCUCCUGCUGACCCAGAGGGCUCCUUCACAGUUAUAUGAAAGUGUUUUUAAAGGAUGCAUGGUGGGGCGCCUG
Messenger RNA from Leopardus geoffroyi (Geoffroy's cat), 2574 nucleotides. RefSeq names its product mesoderm posterior bHLH transcription factor 2 (gene MESP2). Gene Ontology annotation, cellular component: nucleus. Gene Ontology annotation, biological process: regulation of transcription by RNA polymerase II; somite rostral/caudal axis specification; heart morphogenesis. Gene Ontology annotation, molecular function: RNA polymerase II cis-regulatory region sequence-specific DNA binding; DNA-binding transcription factor activity, RNA polymerase II-specific; protein dimerization activity. NCBI's taxonomy places the organism in Eukaryota, Metazoa, Chordata, Mammalia, Carnivora, Felidae. The record is from RefSeq and is a predicted model, not a curated record. The coding region runs from base 679 to 1803 and encodes 374 amino acids. The transcript is spliced from 2 exons.